CUUUUCGUCAAACAGCCGCUACGCAUAACGCAUAAAAUUUGCAGCAGUCAGUAGGGAGAAUUCAAAGAAAACGCUUGCGUUUGCGUGGCUGUAGAAGGAAUAUAGAUUUUCCCUACAUAUUUCCAACCAUAAGUAAACGAGGUUUGCCAUGUGAACAUUUUCUAAAUCCCGAAUCAGAGUUUUUAAGUUUGAGUGUACAUUUUUUCGAGCAUGUUUUUUCACAAGAACUUUAUCGUGAUCGUGUUUUUGUGUAUUUGGUCUUUAGGGUGUGGAGAUGAGAAUAUUUUGGAACGGAAUAGGGAAAAUACUGCAAAGCAGCAUCCUGAACUGUCAAAAUUAGUUAAAAAUUGGGCAACAAAACUUGGAGGAGAAUUAUGGCACUUUGGCGACCUUGUAACUCGACAAAAUAGAGUAAGAGACAGCUUCAAAGAAACAAAUUUGGUAGUUGAAGAUGGAGAAGCCUUACUUCAAACUAUCCAUGAAAAUAUUUCCCACAUGAUGAAACAGAAAGUUGAUGCAGUAAGGAGAAUAAUGGAUCAAGCAGAACAAAUUGCUCAAGCUCAAAAAGAAACCGAUAUUGACUUCAAUUUUCCAUUUUUCAAUGCCAAAAAUUUGACCAACUCUCUGGAUAAUACUACUGAAGAAACUACAAAAGAACCUGAACCUGAAGAACUUCAGGAUGAUUCAUUUAUAUCUAGUCGUUAUCAAGAUCAGCAAGAUCAGCCCUAUAGUCAACCAUUACUCCAACAGGAAGAUUUUGAUGGAUAUCAAAGAGAUGAAGAUACGGAAUCAUCUGAGGAGCCUUCUUCUAAAGAUGAAGAUUUACUUGAUGCAGAUUUAGAGGUGACUGAUAAUACAGAAAAAGAUCCCCAAGCUAUUUUAAAUAAAGCACCGAUAGAUAAGUCCAAAUUGCCAUUAAUUAGAAAUAGAAAUUUCUACGAUAUUCCUGUUAAUAUGAAUGUUAGUGCCGUCCAUGUACCUAGUAACGUAUAUGAAAGAGCCAAAGAAGUGAUUGCUGGUAUUAAAUGGUCAGAAGAAUUGGAUAAAACAUUUAAAUCUAACUAUGAAGUAGAUCCAACUUUAUCGUGGCAGUAUUUUGGAAGCUCUACUGGAUUUAUGAGACAAUAUCCUGCAAUGAUUUGGUCUCAAGAACCGAUAGAUCUCUUUGACUGUCGUACAAGAUCGUGGUAUAUUGAAGCAGCAUCAUCCCCAAAAGAUGUAGUCAUUUUAGUGGAUAGAUCUGGAUCUAUGACUGGAAUGAGAAGAGAAAUUGCACGACAUGUUGUGCAUAAUGUCCUGGACACUCUUGGAAACAAUGAUUAUGUGAAUAUCUAUACUUUUAGUAAUACCACUGAACCAUUAGUUGAAUGCUUCGAGGGACAGCUUGUUCAGGCAAAUUUAGCGAAUGUACGGGUGCUCAAGGAAAGUAUGACCAAUUUUAAAACAGAACAGAUUGCAAACUUUUCUUUGGCUUUAGUGACAGCUUUCGAAUUACUUGAAGAAUAUAGACUAAAUAAAAAGAGCGCUAGAUGUAAUCAAGCCAUAAUGCUUGUCACAGAUGGCGUCCAGUAUAACUACAAAGAAAUUUUUGAGAAAUAUAAUUGGGAAAAUUUACCAUUUAUGAAUGUUAGAGUUUUUACAUAUCUCAUAGGAAGGGAAGUCUCAGAUGUUAGGGAAGUCAAAUGGAUGGCCUGCGCAAAUCAAGGUUAUUACGUGCAUCUAAGUACCUAUGCUGAAGUACGAGAAGAAGUACUCAACUAUAUCCCAGUAAUGGCACGACCAAUGGUUCUAAAUCCGACACAAAAACCCAAUCCCACCUGGAGUCCUGUCUACGCUGACGUCACUGACCCAAAACUAACGAAUUGGCUUUGGGUUAAUCGAGAAAGAAAUAGGCAAAGAGAACGGUUCAUGGGAUAUAGGAAGCUAAAGCAUUUGCUUUCUGCAGCCCACCUCGAUAGAACAUUUGUACAUCAGCAGAAAUUGCAUCAAGAUAAUUAUGGCGAUACUCAAGUCUACCAUCUCAUGACGUCAGUUUCACUACCAGUAUACGAUAAAAAACCUCGACAGAAUAUAACCGAAAAUAUCCAAAUCAACGAAGCCAUAUGGAUCGAGGUGACGCGAGAGGAAAGAGUUGCGAACUUAUUGGGAGUGGCUGGUACGGAUAUUCCCAUUGAAUACAUCCAGAGACUUAUGAUUCCAUACAGGCUCGGGGUGAAUGGUUAUGCCUUUAUCGUAACCAAUAAUGGUUACGUGUUAACGCAUCCAGAUCUUAGGCCGGUGUAUCAAGGAAUAUUGAAACCGGCCUACAACAGAGUCGAUAUGAUUGAAAUUGAAAUUAUAAAUGAUGACUCUGACGCUAGAAAUUUUAGCGAUAAAAUUCGUGAUUUUAGAAGGCACGUUGUAAUGCAAAAUACCGGAAAUAUUACUUUGGAUGUGAAAAGUCAUUUGGACGACAUGAGACGCAUUACGUUUAUGACCAGAGACUAUUUCUAUAGAGGUAUAAAUGGUACACCUUUCAGUCUUGUCAUAUCACUUCCAAAGAAAUAUGGUUAUGCUCGAGUUGAGCCCAAAGUUGAAAACGACAUUCAUCGUUUAACUUUGUCUCAACCGCCCGAUAAAAAACCACUUUUGCGGUAUUUUGCUGGCAAUUGGACUAUUCACCCUGACUGGCAUUAUUGUCGAUACCGAGACAAUAAGAAACAUUUUGAUAACCCCGAAGAAGAGUUGGUCUUCUUUCUUCAAAUGAUGGAGAGACAUGGUUGGAAAUGGUCUAAGGAAUCUGAGUGUGACAGAAAAUUGGUUUGCCAGGUGGUAUCCGAUGCCAAGUUAACUGAUUGGUUUAACGAUAAUAUCACCACCACCAGUAGAGAAGAAAAUGGGGAUGGAGGUAAAGAUGGAUAUGAAUUCAAGGAAAUCUUAGAUUUUUUUGAGUUGUGCAAAUGUUGCAAGUGCUCAUGUAAUAAUUCUUUUACAUGCAGAGCGGAACUGGUGAAAAAGAUUGGAAUCGUGGUGGCGUUUAUGGCUACGCACAGUGGUCUCACCAGGUGGCAGAACUUCCCACAAAAUAUUGAAUCUCCAGAACAGGAACCAAACUUUCACAUUCUUCACAAUAAAGCUAUUGAUGAAGUUUGGUACCGACGUGCUGUUGAACAUCACUAUGUGGAUCCUCAAGACUUCAUCUACUCCGUUCCUCAUUACACAGGAAACUCCAGUUUAAGCCUGGUUACCGUUAGUCGAGCCAUUUUUAAAGAAGAACAAGGAAAGAAGGCUCCAGUCGCAGUGGUUGGUUACCAAUUCUUCCAUGGAGCACUGCAAUCCCUUUUUACUCAAAUCACUAGUAAUUGUGGUACCAUCCCAUGUACAAGAACAUGUUCUUCCCAAGAACUUCACUGUUUAGUCCUCGACGACAACGGUUAUGUAGUCGUUAGUGACAAUCCUAAAGAAACCGGCUACUUCUUCGGAAAAAUCAUGCCUGACGUAAUGAAUCAGCUAAUAGACGAAAAAAUCUAUAAAGUAACUACGAUGUACGAUUAUCAAGGAUUAUGUGCCGAAGGACAAGAAACAGAAAGUCCUGCUUCCAGAUUAUUAUCGCCAAUUGUCCAUAUUGCCAACCUAUUCAGCUACUUAGCUGGGUAUCUGAUUUUCCUCACCAAAUCCAUCCUGGGCUCCCAAAUCGAAGCUUACCCUUCAGAGCACUUCCAAGAAACCCACUUCGAGGUUAUGGAUGAACACGAAUACGCAGCUCAUAAUCAUGAAAACGACCAAUACGAAGAAUCGGAAAUGCCUUUAAGUGAUAAGGAAUUUGUUCAAAAAUUUGCUUUGCAAAUGACAAAACCUGAACCGUGUGAUACCCAAAUGGCAUUAUAUUCUUUGAUUCAUUAUUCGGAUAGAGAUAUAGCAGGCAGCGCCUAUAAUAGGACAAUGGUGGAAUGUUCAAGACCUUACAUUGUCCAAAAAAUAUCUGGCAGCAAUAUGAUAUUAUUGGUAGUAAACAAUGUUUGCUCAGGAGAACCGAAGACUACCAUAGAUACUCCUGAUCCUAUAGAAGUGGAUUAUAAUAUGUCAUUAGCUUGUUAUAGAGCUAUGUAUAACGAUUUUCCCAGAAGACACUACAUGAGUUGCAUUAAUAGAAAUGCAAAUGAGAGCGAAAUCAAAAUAUGUGGAGAAGGUUCAUACAUAUCACCAACAAAAAUUGUACCCAUGUUAUUAUUUACUAUUUUAUCAUACAUUUUGGUAUUAUAAUAGUAUUAGUUUAUAUGAAUUGUAGGUUAGGAAAUUUUUCUAACAUCUGUGAUAAAUUAAAUAUUCUUAAGAUUAUUAGGUACCUAUCAAUUCUAAAACACAUGUAUUUUAUUUGCAGAGCAUUUAGUAUCUUGUUGUUUCGUUGAAAUGUAAUUUUAUCAUUUUGUUGUGAUAUUACUGUUAUUUAUUUAUUGCAUAUUUUAUGUAAAUUAGAUAAGUAAAAGACCAUUUACAUACUA
Messenger RNA from Diabrotica virgifera virgifera (western corn rootworm), 4481 nucleotides. It is a transcript of the gene stj, whose product is annotated as voltage-dependent calcium channel subunit alpha-2/delta-3. The coding region runs from base 211 to 4242 and encodes 1343 amino acids. Gene Ontology annotation, molecular function: voltage-gated calcium channel activity. The record is from RefSeq and is a predicted model, not a curated record. Gene Ontology annotation, cellular component: voltage-gated calcium channel complex. Lineage: Eukaryota; Metazoa; Arthropoda; Insecta; Coleoptera; Chrysomelidae. The transcript has 25 exons.